AUGCAUUCUCUAGCCUCAGCCACCCACACAUCCUCUGGGGUGGUCUCCUCAUCCUUUGUAUUUGCAAUUGAUGUGACCUCUUCUCUGACCAUGUCAGAAAAUUUCCAAAAUUCUUCUUCACAUGGAAAUGCACAUUCUCUGCAGCUCUCUCUUCGUGUGACCAACGCAGCUUCUCUGACAGGAAGUGUCUGCAACUUCUCCAGAGCCUCUGCUCCAGCUGCCACUUCAGCAUGGUUACUGCCCUCAAGUGGCACCUCCUUCCAGACACUCAUGGGCAGUGCCUACCUUUGUCAACAUUCUAGCACAGCCAUGGUGUCUGGAGUUACUAGCCAGAACCAGAUCACCACGGCACCUGCCUCCUAUCCAAGUGUUUCUGAGUGGUAUAUCCCAGGAUGUGCUGAAAAGAGCUCAUCUUCACUCAGGGACUUUAAUCUGAUUCUCACUGACCAGGACAUAGCAGGUUCUUCCAUGACUAUGACAUCCCAAUAUGCAAAAACUUCUGAAACCAAUGUCAUGGUCUCUGUGUGUCCAUCAGUAUAUGCCAGGCUUGUUCAGAAGACACCAUCUCAGAUUCCAAAUCAGGAACAUAGCCUCUCACUUCCCUACCAAGAAGGAAGCCAGGUCUACUACUCUGAUCAAAACACUCUGGGGAAUCUGCUCUCUGGAGAACAUGGUUCCUGUCUGCAAUCCUAUGACUGUGUGCCAUAUGUAGGAAGUAGUGCCGCUGCCCCUCAACCAGAAACGGUGACAGUGCUGCAGAAGGUUCAGCCCACAAAUGCCCUACCAUCAGUCUCUAACCCUGGGAUCUACUGCUCGGUAUUCACUCAACCUAUUACAGAAAAUGUUUUUCAAGUGAUGGAAACAUCCCUAGAGAUGGAAGAUUCCUUGGGAUUGCAAUCUCCAAGUCAGACAUUUUGUCUGCCACAGCCUCCAGAAUUCCUGUACACCUGCAAAAACAGAAAAAGCCAAAUAAUUCAGAAAAACUCACAAACUGAACUUGGGGACAUUUCCACAAUAACACCAGUCCAGAGUUUUACUGAUUUGUUGGCAUUUCCUCCAAAUCAAAGCCAGGAACAAACAGAAAUUAAGAAUUUGUGUGAGAUUAACACCAUGCUCUCAGAACCACUGGAUGCCUACCAGAUUGCCAUGGAGAACCAGGAUCCUCCACUACUCCCUUUAGACAUCCCUGAAAUCCACCAGCUUCUGGCCUCCAUUGGUCCUCUGGACUAAGAGGAGAAGCCACAUUCUGAAAAUAUCCAUCUAGAAAGGAAUAGCCUGAGUCUUGAGGACCAAGGCACACUUGAAAAUGGGAUUGAAUCUAGUAGUGGUUUUGCAGACAUCACUGCACUGGUGGGAGAUUUUCACCUUCCUGAGCUUUUCAGUUCCUUGAAAGACUUUGACCAACCUGAAAGUCCCACAAUAACAAAAUCCAAUGACACCAGAGCCAUCAUGGUGAAUCAGGGGCAGGAAAUCACAAGUGCCAUAAAGGGUCCUAGUGACCCAGUGAGGAAAAACAAACAUAAAGCCUCAGAGUCUCCUCAUGGAACUCCUCAGGCCAAAAUGCAGCCAAGGGACCUGGAAUGUGCAUUAGAGGAGAAGUUGCUCACAGGGAUGCAGACAGUAGUAAGGGCCCUGUGCACACAGCCCAAGCACUCUAUCAGCAAACCUCAGAAAGCUACAUCCAGCAGGAACAGCAAGGCUAAGGGCCAUGGGCAGGAAAAGACCAAGAGGACCAGAGAAAACAACUCCAGGAAAGCCAAGGAGAGGAAGCAGCCAGGCAAUAAAGUCAAGGCAGAAGAGAAGCCAACUGUGCCCAAACUAAAGCGGAAGAGGAACCAACCUGAGCUUUGCCAAGAGACCUUUAAAAAGCCUCGGAGUUGUCUCGACAUGCACAUACUGGAGUCGGUGCAGGUUUUCCACGCACUGGGGAAGAAGAAUGAUAAGAAAACUGAGCUCUCUUCCUCCCGGGCCCUGGGAAAUUCAGGCAGUACCCUAGACCCCCACCCAUGGCUGGUAGUUAAGGUCCUGAGAAAACACAAAGUUAAAGCCCAAAACCCUGAUAUCAGUUCUGAAGGAGAGGGUCCCUCUCCAUCCAUUUAUGAGCCUCCACCACCUGGGAAGGUUAAAUUGGUACCUUUGCCUUUUCUGACCCUGGAGAAACCUCCACCUCAACCAGUAAUCAAUCGGAGGCCACAGUCUCUGGCCUCACAGAGACCUACUGGGGCUUACCCUGCCCAGCCUCGUCCCGCUAGCUCAGCUCAACCCAUGGCAGUCAACCAAUCCCAACCAGCUACUGCCAACCCAUCUUAGUUGCGUCCUGCCAAACCAGCUCAGCCCAUUUUGAACCAUGCCAAUCAGUCUGUUUUGACUUCUUCUACCCAGCCUAGUGUUUCUCGGUCUGCUUCUUAUGGGCGUACACCAUACAAAACACCAUCUUGCACCUCUCUCCAGUAGUAACCCUUUCCCAUGCUUGUGACCAAGCCCCAGUCACAACUGACCAAGCCUCAAAACCAAUAUCUCCUCCAAGACUUUGCCUUACAACCAAUUCCAUGGAGGAAACCCAAUGUUCCUGGGCAAGUAGUAUCAACUCCCAUCACCAAACAGCAGAGGCCAGAGCGGGAAGCCAUGAAGAAGAAGGCUCAACAAGAGCGUGAGAAUGCUGCCAAGUACACUGCUUUGGGGAGAGUGCAGUGUUUCAUUGAGAGGGAAAGAGAGAUGGAGAUUUCUCGCUACUAUGGCUACACAAUGUAA
Molecule: messenger RNA, 2751 nt
Organism: Urocitellus parryii (Arctic ground squirrel)
Lineage: Eukaryota; Metazoa; Chordata; Mammalia; Rodentia; Sciuridae
Source: RefSeq, a predicted model, not a curated record